Mya arenaria is the source of this 2319-nucleotide messenger RNA. RefSeq names its product interferon-induced protein 44-like. Bases 75 to 1544 code for a protein of 489 amino acids. Gene Ontology annotation, molecular function: GTP binding. NCBI's taxonomy places the organism in Eukaryota, Metazoa, Mollusca, Bivalvia, Myida, Myidae. The transcript has 7 exons. The record is from RefSeq and is a predicted model, not a curated record.
AAACAUUUACUGGAAUGAAAAGGGAAAAAUGCGUGAUAGGAAUUAGUAAUAUCUGAGUCUGAUUUUCGUUAAUAAUGGUCAAGUUCAUAACAGCAGCCCCGGUUUUCAGAAUGACAGGAAAACUUACCGAAUAUCAGAUGGACCAACUGGAAGCUUUUAUUGGAUCUGGACCAAAGGUAUUCCGGCUCCUGUACAGCAUAACCAGGGACGGUUGCACCGCCACUGAGUUCCACCGGAAGUGUGACAACCAGGGACCGACCGUGACGGUUCUCUACAACCCACAUGGCUCUGUAUAUGGUGGGUACGCAGGCGUCAGUUGGCAGAGCAGCGUCGGUUUCCACACCGAGGAUAAAACUGCCUUCAUCUUUCAAUUGAUGAACUCGGGAAAACGUGCUGUGAACAUAUUUCGACCAAAAGAUGCGUCAAAGGCCAUAUAUUGUAAUUCAAAUGACAGCUCAAAUUUCGGAUAUCCAGAUUUUAAAGCCUUUUCAAACACUGUGCCUUUGAAUAACGACGGAACAUUUAGUCUGAAUGGCAGUAUUUCUCUUGGACACUUUUAUCAUAACAAUAACGUCUCGAACAAAGACAUAAACAAUGGAAGCAUGGUUGUCACGGAAAUGGAAGUGUAUGCUGUUUUCGCAGAUUACCCUCGAAAAUCAACGGACACGCACAGAACAUGGCGAAAAACACCUGCUCUCACUGAUGAGUACAUUUCAAAGUUAAAAGAAGAGCUUGCGUCAAUAACUCCACCAAAAGGAAGUGGAAUAACCGACUUCCAGUUAUUACUUGUUGGCCCUGUCGGCGCGGGAAAAUCCAGCUUUAUCAAUACCGCCAUGUCCCCGUUCGCCGACAGAAUUAUGCAUAAAGCCGCCGUCGGUACUUCAUCACAGAGCGUCACCAGAAAGUACAUAACUUACCCAGUACGCAAAUCUGGCGGCUCUUGUCUCAACCUCAGGCUUUGUGACACGCCAGGUAUCGGGGACCAUUCGGGAUUAGAUGCGUUAAACAUUAACUUCCUGCUAGAUGGUCAUGUUCCCUCCUCCUUUGAGUUCUCUUGUUCGCGCCACAUAUCAGCAAAGACGCCUGGGUUUGUACACCGCCCAUCGUUAGCUGAGGAAGCCCACUGUGUUGCUAUUGUGCUGGAUUCUUCUACAAUACGUGACAUUCCCGCAGUGACCAUGACCUUGUUAAACGACCUCAAAAACCUUGCGCUAGAAAAAGGCAUACCACUUGCGAUUAUCAUGACCAAAAUAGACAAGCUUCACGAAGAAAUUGCAGAUAAUCUUGCUGACGUUUUCAAGCGUCCAGAGGUCAAGACUGCUGUUGACCAAGUCAGCGAGGCGUUUGGUAUACCUCCAAACCACGUGUUUCCGGUGAAAAACUAUCACAGCGAGAUGGAAACCGAGAUCGCAGUGCACGGGCUAGCACUCCUAGCGCUUCGGAAGAUGCUUUUUAUUGCUUCAGAUGCCCUGGAGGAGCGCACUUCCGCUAAUGAAGAGAGGCAAGAGGCUACCGCCGACGUGACGGAAUCUGAUACUGCCUAGCGUGUUAAAUCUUGGCCUCAGAUAUAUUCACAGUUAACAAUAGCGACAUAUACUAAUGUCUUGAUGCAUUUUGGCAAACUGCCCACUUAAGAAAAAUCGUGUUAUUUCAUGCACAGAAGGGUGCAACAAAGUUAUAUUUUAUCAAAUGUAGGGACAUGGAAGUUUGCAAACAGACAUUGAAGAUGUAACUUGUUUGUGAUAAAGAUACAGUCGACAUGGUUAAAAUCAUUUGAUUCCCCUUAAUCCACCGUCAAAAAGUGUCAACCACAUUAGUCGUUGAAUGAGUCCUUUAAGGUCCUCUCUAUUUAUCUAUCCCGAUAUGGAAGAACUUCUUGUUUGUGUAGCUACUAUUUUACAGAAGUAUUGAAGAUUUUGUGAAACACUUCAUGAACUUAUAAAUGUAGGUACUGUUACACAGGGGUAUUUUAGUGGUUGCUAAGGAUUUCUUGGACUUUGAAUUGUACGUGUAUGUACCCCUUAACAGGAAUAUUAGAAAGGGUGCGAAACAUAACUUCUACUUGUACAAGUAGCUACGCCUUAACAUAUAUUACCAUUUACCGGCAGUGGGUAGCGAGACAUCGACGUUGAAUUGCGGCAAACGGCUCUUACUUUGAGAAGUAAUGACGUUGACGUCAGAUUCUGACGUUUGAACUGCGGGGCGAUACUGACCUCAUGUUAAUGAAAAAGCUGUAGUUUCCAUUAUAUUGUAUGUAUCAGUUUGAAAUUUUAUAUGUCAUUUACAGCUGAAAUAUAUUUUAUAGCGAGCUGACGUUCG